This is a messenger RNA of Pristis pectinata (smalltooth sawfish), 2136 nucleotides long. RefSeq names its product forkhead box C1-A-like. The record is from RefSeq and is a predicted model, not a curated record. The coding region runs from base 206 to 1627 and encodes 473 amino acids. The transcript has a single exon. Gene Ontology annotation, molecular function: RNA polymerase II cis-regulatory region sequence-specific DNA binding; DNA-binding transcription factor activity, RNA polymerase II-specific. NCBI's taxonomy places the organism in Eukaryota, Metazoa, Chordata, Chondrichthyes, Rhinopristiformes, Pristidae. Gene Ontology annotation, biological process: anatomical structure morphogenesis; cell differentiation; regulation of transcription by RNA polymerase II.
UCUGCCACCCCGCGGAAAGAAAGAGAAAAAAUAUAUAUAUAAGUUUGGAGCGAAGAGCUAGACUCCGGUGCAACUUGGAAAAGUUUGGAUUUCUCUUUCUCCCUCUCUUCUACCGUGUGUGCGUGCGUGUGUGUGUGUGUGUGUGUGUGAAGGUAUUUCAACGGGGGAGGACCAGAAGUUAAGCUUCGCAAGGCGGAAGGCAGCGAUGCAAGCUCGCUACUCGGUGUCGAGUCCCAACUCUUUGGGAGUUGUACCUUACAUCAGCGAUCAGAAUUACUACCGAGCGGGUCCGGGAUACACGGGAAUGCCGGCCCCAAUGAGUAUGUAUUCGCAUCCAGCCCACGAACAGUACGCCACCGGCAUGCCUCGACCUUACGGACACUAUACUCCCCAGCCCCAGCCCAAGGACAUGGUGAAACCUCCGUACAGUUACAUCGCGCUGAUUACUAUGGCCAUCCAGAACGCGCCGGACAAGAAGAUCACUCUGAACGGGAUCUAUCAGUUUAUUAUGGAGCGGUUCCCACUUCUACCGGAGAACAAGCAAGGCUGGCAGAACAGCAUCCGCCACAACCUCUCGCUCAACGAAUGCUUCGUCAAAGUGCCUCGCGAUGACAAGAAGCCGGGCAAAGGGAGCUACUGGACUCUGGAUCCGGACUCCUACAACAUGUUCGAGAACGGCAGCUUCUUGAGGAGGAGGAGGCGCUUCAAGAAAAAGGACGCCAUCCGGGAGAAGGAGGAGAAGGAUCGGCAAAGCAAGGAGCCGCAGCCCAGGCAGCAGGCUCAGGAGCCCGAGAAAGCCGCCAACUCCCAGCCCAUGAGGGUGCAGGAAAUUAAGACGGAGAACGGCGACCCGUCCCCUCCCCUGGCCGCUUCCCCCACCCUCAGCAUGGUGCCGAAGAUCGAGAGCCCCGACAGCAGCAGCCUGUCCAGCGGCAGCCCCCACAGCAUCCCGUCCAACAGGUCGAUGAGCCUGGACAACCCCGAGCACCACACGCAGGCCUUCAGCGUGGAGAACAUGGUCACUUCUGUCAGGCGCUCGCCGCACAGCGCCGGCGAGCUCAGUGCAAGUCUGGUCGCUUCUUCCAGGACAGGUAUAAGCCCUUCUAUAUCCCUCAGUUACACGUCCAGCCAGCCGUCCAUCUACAGCUCUUCGUGCAGCCAGAACAUGAGCUCCGGGGCCAGCGGCGGCGGUUGCGCCGCCACCUACCACUGCAAUAUGCAGGCGAUGAGCCUCUACUCCGGGGACAGAGCCGCUCACAUGCCGGCCAGCGUCAGCGCCGUGGACGAGACUUUACCAGACUAUUCCAUACCCACCACCACCGUCCCUUCCUCCUUAACCCACGGGCUGAGCAACGGCCAGGAGGGACCUGGAGCUGGGCGCCUGGCCACUUGGUACCUCAAUCAGGCCAGUGAUCUCAGUCAUCUGGCUGGCAGCGCGUACCCGGGCCAGCAGCAGAACUUCCAUGCGGUCCGAGAAAUGUUUGAAUCGCAGAGGAUCGGCCUGAGCAACUCCGCCGUCAGUUCCGCACAUGUCAAUGGGAAUAGCAGCUGCCAGAUGUCCUUUCCUGCGGCCCAGACACUUUAUCGCACUUCAGGUUCGUUUAUCCAUGACUGCAGCAAAUACUGACAGAAACGUUUACAAACUAUUUUAUUUUUUGUUUCUUUAAUACACAAGCAACAACAGCCUGGGUUUAUAUAUCUAUUUCAUAUAUGUAUAUAAACAGAAAACAAAUUCCAUUUGAAAUUUGAGUAAAAGGAAAGUGUUACUCCAAAUGAAACGUAAGUUACUUUUAUUUUGGGGGAUAAACGUUGUUUAAAAUAUUAAAAAAUGUGUGUGUCAAAUUUAUUAAAAUUCAUAGCAAGCUUACUUGAACUUGUUAUAAAUUGUCUUAUAGUAAUUUAUUUUAAUUUGUAGUAGGAUAUUCCUUUGGAAACAUGGACCAAAGUCCCCGAAGUGUUCUCGUGAACUCGAAAGGCUCCCUCAAAUGUUUUGUUUUCUUGAUGUUACACUUUCCAUUAUAAAAAGGGAAACUGUAUUACGCGAUUUUCUUCUUUCUCCUUUUAUUGAAAGUAUUCUGAAGGCGUUGCAUUGUUUGUUUAUAAAUAAAUUACGAUUCGAUGCGAGUGCUAACAUGU